Messenger RNA from Tachysurus fulvidraco (yellow catfish), 1609 nucleotides. It is a transcript of the gene foxg1d, whose product is annotated as forkhead box G1d. Gene Ontology annotation, cellular component: nucleus. Bases 274 to 1338 code for a protein of 354 amino acids. The record is from RefSeq and is a predicted model, not a curated record. Gene Ontology annotation, biological process: regulation of transcription by RNA polymerase II. The transcript has a single exon. Lineage: Eukaryota; Metazoa; Chordata; Actinopteri; Siluriformes; Bagridae. Gene Ontology annotation, molecular function: DNA-binding transcription factor activity; sequence-specific double-stranded DNA binding.
AAUCCUUCGUUCAUAUUAGCACACUUUACCUGUGCAUAUUUACUUCACAGCAUGUCACAAAAAAACAAAGCGAUGCAGGACCGAAUACUGGGAAUAUCAGUGUCAAACUCCUCCCCCGGUGAUGUCGUGAAAAAUCAGAUCCACCUUCAAUUACUGCUGUCCAUAUUCUUGGUGCUUCCUCUGCAAGCUCUUCUCUGAGAAGUCAUGAGAGUUAUACCCUGAUCCGAUCUCCUCUUUAAAAAAUAGACAACCAAAACCGUGUAAAAAAAUAGUAUGGGGGAUCAGAAGGAAGUGACCAUGGUCCAGAGAUCCACUUCAUUCAGCAUCAAGAGUCUGCUGCUCCCGUCUAAAAGCGAGGCGCGUCCUGCGGAGCUGUGCGAGAGAAGCGCGUUUUCAGCAGGAUCUGAUUCAGAAAAACCAAGAGAUCAGACAAGAGACAUGGAGCAAACGGAAAAGUCAAAGAAGGCGGAUGAUAAAGUGAGUGAUAAAGGGGAAUCCGGUAAAACCGGCAAACUCGACAAGCCUCCGUUCAGCUACAACGCGCUGAUUAUGAUGGCCAUCCGCCAGAGUCCUGAGAAGCGACUAACCCUGAACGGCAUCUACGAGUUCAUCAUGCAGAACUUUCCGUAUUACCGGGAGCAUAAACAAGGAUGGCAGAACUCCAUCCGACACAACCUGAGCCUAAACAAAUGCUUUGUUAAAGUCCCAAGGCAUUACGAUGACCCUGGGAAAGGGAACUACUGGAUGCUGGAUCCUUCAAGUGACGAGGUAUUUAUAGGAGGGACGACUGGAAAACUCCGCCGGCGUUCAGCUACUUCACGAGGCAAGCUGGCCAUGAAACGGGGUCUGCGAUUUGCACCGCUCGGGUUUGGAAUAAACGACAGAUCGAGCAAUCCUCUGUACUGGCAAAUAUCCCCCUUUUUAUCCCUACAGCCUCCGUCUUACAACGCUCCAGCAUCCGGAUUUCUAAAUCACGGCCAUGCUUAUGGUUCACUCAUCCCCGGAGUGGAUCAGCUUGGAAACGGUGAGCUUGCGCGGCCCAUUCUCAGCUCCUCCGGUGGUCCUCUCGGUUUCACGAACACUUAUGGGAUGAGUUCGUCUCCGGUCGGGUUAAUACAGAGUCAGCAUAGUUACUUAGGAAGCCCGCAGCAGCGGCAGCAGCCCGCACCCCUACACCAAAGCGCGUCACCGUUCGGCGUCUCCGCCACUUCGGCGCGAUCGCUGAUCUCGGACACUCUCAGAGCCACGUUACCUUCUUUCAGCCCCGUAGGAUCAAGCGACUUCCCCGGAGUUUUAUCUCAGCACAAAAGGGGCCUUCCUCAUUCAUAUUUAAACUGAUAACUGCGCAAUUUUGUAGGAAUUAUAACGAAAUUACGCACACGAAAGACUUCACCGAGCUCCUGGAGUUUUCACCUAACCAAAAAAUGUCACUGAAUUGUUUCUGAAACUGAACUUCAGCUCCACAAAUGACCAUUCAAGCAAAAUGCGCAGGAAAAAAGUAGGAUCCCAAAAGUCCAGUUUUAACCUUUCAAUCACAGACUGUUUGCCUUUUUUUAAAAAAAACCUUUGUUUCAAAGCCUGUAUCUAGAUUUGCCAAAGGUAAAUUCUA